This is a messenger RNA of Schistosoma bovis, 4881 nucleotides long. NCBI's taxonomy places the organism in Eukaryota, Metazoa, Platyhelminthes, Trematoda, Strigeidida, Schistosomatidae. The record is from the annotation of a GenBank genome assembly.
GAACUACCGAAAUUUCAAUGUCAAGGUUAGUCCUAGUCAUGUGUCUGGUAUGGAUAGUAAACCAGGCUAUGAUUCAGAUGACGAAUUCUUCGAUUGCCAGUCAGAGGCUUGUUUUUAUGCUGUGGCUUCUCCUUUGAGUAAAGGUCAAGGUGAAGUUUUUGUGGAUCCUAAGAGGGCUUAUUUAAAGUUACGUGGUAUCACGGGUGCUAGGCUUAAGUUAUUUGCUAACCAUGUGGAUGCCAACAAGUUUGCGAAUACUCCAGUUGACGAAGAAAACCUCUCCAACCCCUACCCUCCAUCACCCAAAGCUGAUGUUGAAAGCAGUCCAUACCCCAGUGCUAGUCAACAAACCCUAAUUCGUUUUCGAUCAAUGUUAGAUAGUGGGAACGUUGAUGUCGUUAAACAAAUGGUAGACGAGAACCCGAUGAUUUUAGUAACGACUAGUGACACACCCACAAUAUUGCAAAUACGCUUUCGAUAUAAUGCAUUACAUGUGGUUGCUUCGAAAGGCAACGUCAACCUACUUCAGUUUCUUCUAAAUUGUAUUGAUUCUGAUAAAUUUUGGGAACGUCUGUAUCCAGGUGCAUCUAAAGAAGCGUCUUAUUGGCGUCAACAGUAUGUUCUAGACCUGUAUUUGAAUAGUCCUGAGCUUGGAAACUUUGAAACUCCCCUACAUUUCGCUAGUAAAUAUGGACAUAUUGAAUGUGUUUCCAUGCUUGCACGUCAUCCAUUAACAAAGCUCGACCCUCGUAACUUUGCAGGUCAUACGCCUGUAGAUUUGGCUGCUACUCGUUUGACCAGUCAAGAGAAAAUCCCCCAUUCGGAUUUCGAUUGUCCCACUAACAUUGUUAAUAGAAUUCUACAGAUUUUUGAUGAGAGUUACAUUGUAUUAGCAGAUGUGGAGAUUUCAGAACCAGCUAUAAUAAAGACUAGGAUAUUAGCACCCUUGAACACGCGUGAAUUUCAAACGAUGUUAGGGUUGUAUGCACGGAAUUCGUGUAAAACAUUUAAAAAUGCAACCCAUGUGAAACCAUUUCCUACACAAAACAAUCAAUAUUAUUUCUUCAGGAGUUCGGUGGAGAAUGGGGAUUGUCUCAAAGUUAAGAUUAAUGGCAAUGUUCACCGGUUACGAGGCUUCUCAGGACCAAUGCCGAGUGAUGCAGCUGUUGAAUUUCGAAAAAAAUGGCUUCAAUACAAUGCACCAAAUGCUGUUGACUACAAAUCUUUUUCACAUCUUCGUCUAAUUGAUUCGGAAAAAGGAUAUGAACGCCAAGGACGGUAUUUAUCACGUGUUUUCGGGACAAGUUGGUAUGAAUAUUGGGAAUUUUUGGAUGAUUACAUUGACUUAAGCUCUGAAGAUGGUUUGCUAGCUUUAGAAGAUUAUCUGUCUAAUUGUUCAUCACUGAACAUUGAUCAUCCAUUAAAAGAAACUACCAGUAAUGGGGAUUGCUUAGACAACAGUAAUAUUGAAGGUAGUACUCUAGCAAAUGUUUUGCAAGAUGUCAGUCAGACCGGCUGUACGCUCUCUUCAACAUUUUCACUUUUCAAUGAUAACAAUAACGAUGUAUUCGCUCCUGCAACACCUAUUAUCCGUGGAAAAUUAGUUCCUAAAAGCAACUCAACAAUUAACAGAGAAUUAUUUGCGUCAUCUAACCCUCAACGUUGGCUAUCUUAUCGUCAAGAUAAAGGUUGUAUUCAUGGAUUAAAUGAUAGUUUGGAAAAUAGCUCAGAGCAAACAAACUCAAAUGUUCAUUCUCAUGAGGAAAUGUCCGGUGAAAGAGACUUAUUAGACAAAUCUGUUGUUGUCAGUCCCAUUGUACAACUUCUGAAGCGUUUGACGUUUGUAAGUCCAAUGCGUUGGUUAAGAGCAGUUAAUCAAGUAGACGGAGAUGGCCAGAAGUCUUUAACGACAGACAACAUAAUCCCAAUUAGUGAUGCCAAUUCUACUACCAAUAAACUUGUUGGUUAUGUGUCUGAACUGAAAUUUUCAAACAAACGCAGAAUAUCGGCAUCAAGCAUUCAGAGCUUAGAUUCACCUUUAGAAAAGCCUGGUGGCAAGAAACACUCGCCCGGUAAAACAGAAACUAAACCAACAUCUGAAUUAACAACAAAACAAUUACCACACUACUUCACUAAUAUCUACAAAGCGUUGCCUGGAAAUGACGACGAGCUAAAAUAUUUUAACCCGCUUGAGUUGCCACUUCAAAAAUCUACACCAUCUCUUGUACUAUCCACGUCAAACAAUUCUAAAUUUAUAAAAUGUAUUCAAUUAACUGAAUACGUUCAAUCUUUUUUAAAUAAGUCCUCAUAAAUAUUUAGCUGAUAAUAAACAAGAGUAAAAAGAUAACUAUGUGUACAAUAUAUUUUUCUUAAAGCUUAUGUUUUCUAUGUACAUUUCGCAAUCUGAUGCUUUAUAUAUUCAUACAUAUAUAUCUUACAUGUUUUUUUGUCAAUUCCGAUUAAUUCUUAGGAGGAAAAAUGCUUCAUACGAAUGAAAUAUCAAAUGUGUUCUCACACGCCAAACAAGGUCAAACAAAAAAAGCAUCACUUCAUGCAAUAUACUGUUACGAGUCAUCAAUUAUUACUUGUGCGAUGCUAAAAUACUGGGAGUUUUCUUUCACAAAGUACUGUUCCUUUAAUACGAAAAAGCAUAAGAAACAACCAUAAUAUUAAAGUUGCAUUUAAGAACAAAAAAUUUCGUAUAAAAUAGAUUGCUCGUUUUGACAAGCAAAAUGAGUCACUCUAGAAACGGAUAAUUUAUUCAUCAGCAACUGUUCAGUUCAUCCAGAGAAAACUGGCUAAAUGUUAAGCUUACUUUUGUACCGCAGGGAAAACAAUCUGUACUGUCAAUGGUUAAGUUAAUAUAACGAGAGUGCGGGUCUGCUUCAGCUUUGUUGUAUGCUACUACUGCAUAGUCAGCCUAUGGAAUACGGUUUAUUUACCAUUUGAAAACUCAACAGUUCUUUCUGUUGAUCUGUUUAUACACCACCGUAGCGCUGCAAAAUGCAUUUUCGAUAUAUCUUUUGGUGAUCAGUACUCAUUCCUGAGGAACAGAAAUUCAUGUAACUAUUUAAGGUGACAACUAAUUUCCAGGUUCUCAUACUACAAUUAGCGCUAAGUUACAAGACGUAUGGUAAUGCAUACGUAGAUCUAAGAUACUUUGAUGCGCGUUACAACCUGCUUAGGUCAGUAAACUAUUGGGUGUAGGCAACUAUUUAUGCCACAUACCUUGAUGACCUUACUUUUAUUGGUAACUACGACCACUCUCUUAAUACCCAGACACUAAUCCCAAGAAAACACAGUUCACUAUUUCUGCCCACAAAAUCUUGACAUAAAUACACUGGUAACCAACACGUGGAAAGAAUGACCAAACUAACGAUACUAUAUAUUGUUGGUGCACUACAUUUUUGUGUUUUGUUGUGAAGCGAUUAAAAACCCUCCGAAAGGUGUUUAGGUGUAUUUUUAAGUGAGUUGACCGAUGGGCACUACUAGCUAAUUGAUCCUAGAAUGUCAUUUGAUGCAAACAAUCAUUAUCCACAUGAUGAAGGUUUGCUUUAAGACUUCCAGUAGCGUCAUCCAGUCUGUUUUGGAGAUGGAAAGGAUGUUAAGUCUCAAACCAUUUUCUGACCCUUUCUAACUGUAACAUUUAAUCUUGGUAUUGCCUGACCUCUCUUAUAAUGGCUUGAGGAUUUCCUAGUAGGUCGCAGAUAGAAAGUAAGAAUAAAUCCCAAGUUCUCUACCUGGAGACCAGUACUUGGUGGAGUAACUCAAAGUUCUGUCCCAGUUCCUUUACUUUUUAUACCGUAUUUAAAUGAUCUUUUAAGUAUAGUACAGUCCCCAAUGUUAUUAUACGCUGACGAUGUAAAAGUCUGGCGAGAAGCAACGGGAGACGCAGAUGCAAGCGCACUUAGGGCAGACUUAAAUAAUAUGACUAACUGGUCUGGAGAGUGGCUGACGCCUAUCAAUGCGGAAAAGUGUGUCUACAUACACUUUUGAGAUGCAGAGCCUAAUACGUACGGCAUAGGGAAGUGCCUGUACCCGUCGUUCCAUCUCAUAAGGAUCUUGGGGUGAGAGUGAGUCAUAAUCUUAAGACCAAUGCCCAUUGCCGGAGGUCGCAGCUAAGGGGUUUAGAAUCCUCUGGGUCUUAAUACGGACAUUCACUAAUUUAGCUACGACCAUGUUCACUACAGUAUACACAACCUUAGUGAGGACUAAGCUUGAGAACUGUGUCAAGGCUGCAAGCUUCUGUUUAAAAGAUGACUCGGAUAUCUUGGUAAAAGUACAGAGGGUAGCUACCCGUGCAAUUCCAGAACUCCGGGACUUACUAUACAAAGAAAGGCUUGAAAAGCUAGACCUCUUUGCUCUGUCGUGUCUCAGACUAAAAUAUGAUCUAAUUUUGGUGUGUAGAAUACUAAAAAUAAUUUUGGACCCAGUAUACUCUUUAUUUUCACUAGACCGGGACAUCUUAGAGAACAUUGCAGGAGGGUAGGGAAGCCAAGAACGAACAAAAUACCCGUCACAUACAUGUUUUUACACUGAGUCAUCAAUUCUUGGAAGCUGUUUACCGGUGAAGCGGUGUUUGCACAUUCAAGAAAAGACAGGACACUCAUAGAAGCAUACUAGAAAAGCAAUAACAUAGGCCGUAGGAAUUGCCCAUAGUCCUCAAUCUGUCCGUAACCGUUGCGACCUCUGUUUAUUGUUAUUCCCUCUAACUAUUGUGUGUGACAAAGCAAAACAAAACUCAAUGGUAAUAAAUAAAUACAUACAAAAACACACAAUAGUGUCGUCAAUGCCGUAACGCGCUCAUUAAAUUUCAGUAUCCUAUAUCGUCAAAGAGACUGGGACCGGUCAUGAGUUUAGGCGGGUGAAUUUACCCUCAAC